UGGCACCAGAGGGCGAAGGAGGUUGCGGAGGAAGCGAAGGAAGGGGGAGAGGAGGAUAGGAGGGAUCGUAGUGUCGUCGACCUGUGGCCACCUAGAGCCUCUUCGACACUCGCUGUCUCUUCCUGCCUCUCGUCCCUCCGCCGCUUCCGAUCUCUCCUGCUUACCCUAGAGUGCCGUGCCCCUUGUUUUCCUCCCCUGCUGCCGAUUCAUCCUCUCCUUCAUCUUGGUUCGCAUCCCCGACACUUCUCUCUCAAUCGCUCAACAUUCUAAGCAAACUUGUUGCUCCCUUGUCGAUCUCGUGUAGUUCUGCCACUCUGAAUUACCAUCGGUGCAUUUUUUGCCCACAAGACAUUUUGCCUGUCGUGUCGUCUGAUUUUGCCAAGACGCACGCAGUUGAAAGAGAUUUAUCAGCUUCAUUGUACAAUCAACGAAAAUUUGCUUCAGGGCGCUUCAUGAGCUGAACUUCUGUCUAUGACGUGCAAAGAAUGCCCAACUAACAGGAUCCAGAGCUUGAGAUCAGCUUGUUUCACGUGUUAGCGGCUGAGCAGAUUUUAUUUGUUCUAUCUUCAACAUGGCAUUCACGUCGAGGUCGGAAAGGUCUCCAACUUUUGCAAAGUUUGGAAACACUCCGGUUUCCGUUGGACCGGGCUCAUAUGGAUCAUAUUUCAACCAUGAAAUUGAUCAUGCGUACGCUCCCUUCUCCAGCACAUCUGAGCGAGCGAUUGGAGCCGCCGCUAGGUAUCAAGACUUCAACACGCCUGGCCCGGGCUCCUACGAUGUAGCGCGAAAGAGAUACAUGGGAGGCCCGAGGUUCCUGACUUCCCCAGCUGACGUCGGCUUCCUCUCCAAGUCCGACAGGCUGCAGCAGGAGUCGAGGGAAGUGCUAGAGAAGCCUGGGCCUGGCGCUUACGACCUGCGCUCAAGCUUUGAGAGCGACAGGAGAAGGACGGUCAACACAUCAAGUUCCGCUGAGAGGGACAGCAAACGUAUCAUAUGGUACCGUGCUCCGACUGCUCCAUCAAUCCCACGACAGGACCAAGCCUUUGGGUACGAGGAGGGUCCCAACGGGCAGCUGGUGAAGCAGAAGCCUCCUAUCGUGACCUAUGCUGGGGACAAGAAGGAUAUGGUGGGGCCCGGGAACUAUGACCCAGUCCUGGAACCCACGAGGCCCAAGGUCAGGAGCUUCGACUUCGGAAGGAGCAAGUCGGCACGAGCCGACCUCUCCUUCCUCACGGCCUCGGAGAUUCCGGGACCUGGCGCGUACAGCAGCAGAAAGCAAGAGGAAGGGACGGAAGUUGUGCCGCAGGUGAAGGAGAAACCGGUCAGAGACGAGGUAGUGUCGGCCCCGGGCCCCGGCUCCUACAAGAUCCCCGACAGCCUGGAAAAGGCCCGCAAGAAGAUUCCAGAACACCUCCAGUGCUUCGGGAGCACAUCCAAGAGGCUGGCGAAGGAGGAAAAGCCCUUUUCCACCCCGGGCCCAGGAAGUUACGAUGCCGUGAGGACCAGCUUCAACGACCUCUCCUCCUACACGGCCCCCACCAUGGUUCGCAGAUCCGUUCCCUUCCUCUCCUCUGGCACGAGGUUCAACGGGCCGGUGAAGGAGGCCCCCAAGGCUCCGGGGCCAGGAGCGUACGAUGAGGAUAAUCGCUACAACUUCGUCGCCAUGCUCUCCAAGAAGCGGUUCAGCCGAGGAGGCAACUUCGGGUCGACGAGCAAGAGGUUUGUUGAGCAGGCUUCUUCGCAGGACGAGGAUGCUCGUUCCCCUCCUGUCACCUACGAGUCCAAGCAGCCGAAGCAGAUUCAGGGCAAACUCAAGAAGGGCCCGAUCAGCGUCCUCAUUGCCGGGACCCCCCGCGCCCGAGCUGAGCCCGAGCUGGCGAUCGAGGGCCCAGCGCCUGGCCAGUACUACAAGUCGAUGGAAUGGGGAACGGGAUACAAGAAACCAGCAAACGGAAAGACCAUCUUCAUUUCACAGUCGCAAAGGUUUCAGGAUCCUUCCGACAAGUUCAAGCAGCAGCUUCCUGGACCAGGGACGUACUCCUCGGACGUCAUGACGGAUGGAGAGAAGCAAGAUAAGUGCGAGGGGAGCCAUGGCAGCAGCGCCGGUGCUCCUCGCAUCCAUGGCGCGUUCCCGAAGUCGAAGGCGAAGACGGUUCACUUUGUCAGGCAUGCAGAAGGGUUUCACAACGUUGCAGCGAAGAAGCAUGUCCGAGGAAGCCGAGAGUACGAGGCCGCCCUCGAUGACCCUUCCUUCUUCGACGCUAAACUCUCCCCGCAUGGCGAGGAACAAUGCAGGAACCUGAGGAGCACCAGCGACCAUGUCGACUACUCCCUCGUUCUCGUCUCUCCUCUCACCCGGACGCUGCAAACGUACACUCUUGGAUUCAGGGAGCGCAAAGACGUUCCUGUCAUCGCGCUGGAGCAUGUGAGGGAGAGAUUUGGAAAGCAUCCUUGUGACAGCCGUCGCUCAGUCCAGGAGCUCCGGCAAGACUUUCCCCAGGUGAACUUCACGUUCAUAGCAGCUGGGCCAGACCCGCACCUCUGCACACCUGAGAGCUGUCCUCCUCGAGAGUCGGACGCUGAGAUCGACGUGCGGGUCCAACAGUUCCUAGACUUUGUGGCGUCGAGGCCAGAGAAGGAAAUUCUUGUGGUCAGCCAUUCCUCCUUCCUCGCAAGAAUGUUCCAGGAGCAUUUCAAGUGGGAGGAGCGAGAAGGGAAAGCAAGGUUUGAGAACGCGGAACUUCGUAGCGUCGUCAUCCCUUUCCGAUGA
Messenger RNA from Guillardia theta CCMP2712, 2770 nucleotides. RefSeq lists its product as hypothetical. Bases 572 to 2770 code for a protein of 732 amino acids. The transcript is spliced from 16 exons. The record is from RefSeq and is a predicted model, not a curated record. NCBI's taxonomy places the organism in Eukaryota, Cryptophyceae, Pyrenomonadales, Geminigeraceae.